UGGGCGGAGCCCGCGCGGGAUCCGGGUAGCUGCGGACGGCGGCGGCUGAGUCUGCGGGGCAGGGGUCGCGGGCCAAGCCGCUGCGAGUUCGGAGGCGGAGUCCCGGAGAGCAGCGACCGCCACGCGAGGGCACCAGCUCUCCCCAUCUGAGGAGUUAAGGCCUCCCCGCAGAAGGCUCCCCGUCAAGAUGGCAUCGGCUGGAGAGCACCCCACAGGCCCGCGGGAUGCAGCAGACCAGAACUUCGACUACAUGUUUAAGCUGCUGCUGAUCGGCAAUAGCAGUGUGGGCAAAACGUCCUUCCUGUUCCGCUACGCUGAUGACUCUUUCACACCUGCAUUCGUCAGCACUGUGGGCAUUGACUUCAAGGUCAAGACCGUCUACCGCCAUGACAAGAGGAUCAAGCUGCAGAUCUGGGACACGGCUGGCCAGGAGCGCUACCGCACCAUCACCACAGCCUACUACCGUGGAGCCAUGGGCUUCCUGCUCAUGUAUGAUGUCGCCAACCAGGAGUCAUUUGCUGCUGUGCAGGACUGGGCCACACAGAUCAAGACAUACUCCUGGGACAAUGCCCAGGUUCUCCUCGUGGGGAACAAGUGUGACCUGGAGGAUGAGCGCGUCGUGCCCACCGAGGAUGGCCGGAGGCUCGCCGACGACCUCGGUUUCGAGUUCUUCGAGGCCAGUGCCAAGGAGAACAUCAACGUGAAGCAGGUCUUCGAGCGCCUGGUGGACGUUAUUUGUGAGAAGAUGAAUGAGUCCCUGGAACCCAGCUCCAGCCAGGGCAGCAAUGGGAAAGGCCCGGCCCUGGGGGACACGCCACCCCCCCAGUCCAGUGGCUGCAGCUGCUAGAGAUGACCCCCCUGCCCCCCCCCGCCCCCCUCCUGCCUUGGCAGGGACUUUGACUGUGUGUGGCAUAAGCCACAAGGGCUGUCUCCGAGCUCAGGGCGCUCCUGCCUCCCAUCAGCUGCCCCCACCCCGCAUGGCUCACCCCUUGCUGAGGCUGCCAGCCGCCUGAGCAGCCCCUGUUAGGGCUGUAGACCCUGGGACACUGCAUUGCAGGCAGGGCCCAGGGGUGUCCAUGUACACAAGCUUACUGCUUUUCAAGGUGUUUCAGUGGGGUAGCCAUGGCGGCAUGUCACACCCACACGGGUGGAGGGGCAGCUGCAGUGCCUUCUUGGUUAGAAAUGUUUUCCAAGUCCACGCUGUGCUGAGUGUCAAGUGGGGUCCACAAAAUGGCUGAAGGAGUUUGUCUUCCCCUUAAUUCUGGGAGUUGUUGUGGAAGGCAGCUCCUCAGCCUCUCAGGGCCCCCAAUCCCCUGGCCUGGUGCCUGAGCCUGCCCUGCCAACCUCCUCAGGCCCCAAGGCUCUAGGGUGGGAAGGCGAUUUGGAAACCACAGACCUCUCCCCCUGGCCCGAAGCCUCUCUGCCUGAGAAAGCAGUGUUAAAGCAGGUUUUCCUGGUGGAGAAGGGGCAGGAGUCAGAGGCCCUCUCAAUUCAGGAACCCCAGAAGUGCCUUCCUGAGCUUCCUCAGAAUUCCACAACACCCACGACCCUGUCACUGUUUCGGCUCCACUACAUUCUCUGAUCUUGUGAGUGGAAUCACAGAACCACCGGCAGCAUCAGGCUGCCCAACUCCUCGUGCUCCUGUGUGGGGCUUUUUGCCAGGAGCUUCCUACAAUGAGGAGACCAGGCUGCCCGCCCAGACCUGCCUCCCUCCCCAGCUCCCUCUUGGCUGGGCUGGUUUAAAGCAAGGUCUUUCCAAAUCUUACAUCCUGCUAGAAAAGGAAAUUGAGCAAUGUUCCCAUAGGCUGUGCUCACCAGAGGACUUUGUGGUAUAAAGACCUGGGCUCCUUCGAAUGGAGGACCCUUGAAGUCCCAGUGUCCGUUUUUUGUCAUUAACAGGGCCCAGCAACGUGACAUUUUGUGCUUAUGGAGGGGUCCUGUCUAAGAGACAUGCUGGGGCUGGGCUGGAAGGGUAAGAAGGUAGCGUUUUAUGACCUUGUACUUCAGGGACAAGGCUUGGGAGGGUUAAGGCCCUCCUGCCGAUGAGGUGUGUGCUGUGAGUCUCCCUGGUUGAGGCACUGUUUUGGGAAGUUCACGAGGCUGGGGGUCCCAGCUGUUAAUGGCCCCCACUGGGAGGUGAGGUGUAGUUUGGGGAUAUAAAACUUAAUGUCCAGCUCAGCAGACCUAUCUGCCCACUAAAGUCCAAACUCAGGCAACAUGGCACCUUUUUGCCCAGGAACACCGACUGAUCCCCCUUAACGUGACAAGCAUUGCGAGGAAAGCCUUGUGUUCCUACCUCCUUGAAGCCAGGUCAGAGGUGGCAGCCGUUCUCCCAGCUGUGGCAGCCAACGUGGCUUCCUUCUGCUGGCGCCUUAAAAGAGCUUGAGCUGCCUCCUGCGGGUGGGGAAGUCCUGGCUCAAGUUUUAAUGUAGCUCUUGCCUUUAUAGAAGAGUCCCUGGGUGGUGCACAUGGCUAACAUGCUCGGCUGCUAACAAGAAGGUUGGAGGUUUAAGUCUACCCAGAGGCACCUUAGAAGAAAGGCUUGGCGACCUACUUCUGAAAAAUCAGCCAUUGAAAACCUUGUGGAGCCCAGUUCUACUGUGACACACACAGGGUUGCCAUGAGUUGGAAUUUACUUGACAGCUACCGGUUUAAGGGUUUUUAAAUUAUUUUUUGACUUUUUAGCAGCUCUGUUUUUAGCUGCCAUCGAGUCAGCCCCUGACUCAUGGUGACCCCAUAUACAAUGGAAUGAAACACUGCCUGGUCCUGUACCAUCUCCAUGAUCAGUUGAUCAGACUGUUGUGAUUUAUAGGGUAUUUGUUGGCUGAUUUGGGGAAGUGGGUUGCCAGGCCUUUCUUCCUAGUCUGUGAGGAAGUUCUGAAACCUGUUCAAUCUCACAGCAACAUGAAAGCCUGACAGACCGUUGUGGCUAUGCAUGAAGUGCAUUGGGUGGGAAUCAAACCUGGGUCUCCUACGUGGAAGGGGAAGAGGCUCUAGGUCAAUUUUAUUUCUAGGGGACCCCGUCCACCCCCUACUGCCCUUGGAGCUUCAAAGUGAGGAUAUCUUUGUACACCAACUAAUUAGAUGACCUGGAUGAAAUGGACUAAUACCUAAAGACCCACAAAACGAGGGUAUCUGAACGUCUAGGGCGGCAAUCAUGGCUUUCAGUUGCUUUAACAUUGAAGUCAAAUUAAAGCAGCUACAAAACAUUUCUUAAGAUGCAAUAUAACCUGUCAGGAUUCCAUCUGCCAGUCCAUUUUCCCAAGCUGCUGCCAGGAAAAAAUGGUGGAUCAGAGAACCUUUAUCCAAGGGGCCACUUGUCACCGCCUGUGGUAAAAAGCAGCUUUGGCUGCAUCUUGUACCUGGCCUGGCCUAAGACUGCUGUUUACACAAGACUUUUCAACAGUUCAGCUUCAAAUAGCGACUGAGAGAGCUUCCUUGGCCCUCUCAAAGCUGGAAAUGAUGUAGCAAAAAUUUUUGUUUCUUCUAAAUGCAUGCUUUUAUUUUCUGGGAGGGAGGGAAGGAGUGGUGGGGAGUUCUUUGUAAAUCAGGGAGGUUUCUGAGGACCCAAGACUGAUGUCCUCACAGUCACUAGAGGGAUGGAGGUUCACUGUGUUUACAGACAGAAAUAAACCCCAAAGGCCGUGUGACAAAAGCUGCCCAACUCUAGGGAGGAUGCGGGCCAGGGUGGCUGCUGGGGUCCAGUUUCUGCCCCAGUGCCUUCCCUUUUGACCACUUCCAUUAGCAGCUCGUCUUUCCAUGGGCGGUUUUGGUGGGAAAUGGCCACAGCCGUGGUGGUUUGGGUUCUGCUUUUUUUUCUUUUUGGCUUCUCCAAGAAUCAUGUUUUUGUAUCUGUCUCUCCCCUACUCUGUAUAGAAGUAGGUUCAAAUAAGGUGAAAUUGGGUUUCAAUGUUAAAGCAAGAAUUCUCCUGUUUUCUCCUUGGCCAGUCCUGAAACACUACGGAAUGAGCUCUGGGGCCUUGUAACUUAUAUCCUGUGUAAACAAUUCCUUAAUGUCCAAUUCAUAGAGACAUGCACUUUUCUCCACAAGAAAAAGAAAAUUAAAGCCGUUAUAUCCAAAUGUGUCUGUUCUUUUACUUCCAU
Messenger RNA from Loxodonta africana (African savanna elephant), 4104 nucleotides. RefSeq names its product RAB3D, member RAS oncogene family (gene RAB3D). NCBI's taxonomy places the organism in Eukaryota, Metazoa, Chordata, Mammalia, Proboscidea, Elephantidae. The coding region runs from base 188 to 847 and encodes 219 amino acids. The record is from RefSeq and is a predicted model, not a curated record. Gene Ontology annotation, biological process: protein localization to plasma membrane; regulation of exocytosis; protein secretion. Gene Ontology annotation, molecular function: GTP binding; GTPase activity; myosin V binding. Gene Ontology annotation, cellular component: synaptic vesicle; plasma membrane; endosome. The transcript has 5 exons.